CAUGCUAUCCGUUAAUCGCAAUGCCAGAAUGGAGAGUGCAAUCUCCAAUUGAGGCAUGCUCGAAGGCUCGACGACGCGGGUGAUCAUCCAUCUGGACCUCGACUGCUUCUACGCGCAGGUGGAGCAGCGGCGUCUCCAGAUCCCGGAUGGGCAACCCGUUGCAGUGCAGCAGUGGGGGAGUCUACUGGCCGUCAACUACGAAGCGCGCAAGUUUGGCGUGAAGCGAGGUGGGAUGCUGAACGUUGAAUGUAUCCUAGCAGACUACUCCUUAGCAUUAACAGGAAGGAUGCUGAGCUUUUAGGGGACUUUAUCGACGACGCGAAAAAGAAAUGCCCGCAGAUUCACCUGGUAUGUGUUGCCAACGUCCAAUGUUCGCCGUUGAUCAGCCUACAAUACGCUUUUCCGUUAUGCUGGAUCAUGAAGCUGACAGUCAUUGCUUGCAGCCGCACGUAGAUACAUUGGGCGAGAAUCGCAAGCCAGGACAGCCCUUCGACCGCACGCACCAAAAGGCCAUCUUACGUAGGUAUCGCGUCGCUAGUCGCGAAAUCUUUGCCAUUCUAGGCUCCGUGGUGUCGAUUAUCGAGAAGGCAAGCAUCGAUGAAGCGUUCAUGGACGUCACCGAUAUGGCCAAGGAGAGACUUGCUCAGACGACUGCAUUUUCGUCAGAUUUCUGCCAGGACUCAGCCAACCACGAUACGAAAGUAUUUGGCAUUGAUUCAGAGGAUAACAAUGAUGAAGAUGCAACCGACAAGGACGAUAGUUUGCAGGCGUUCCCUUUGACGGACAACGAGCGGCUAUUGUGCAUUGGUGCAGAGAUCUCCCGCGAGAUUCGCCAUGCAGUCUACAGCAAGCUUGGCUACACUUGCUCAACGGGUAUUGCAGGCAACAAGCUGCUUGCCAAAUUGGCGUCUCCACUCAACAAGCCUAACGGUCAAGUUGUCGUGGCAUCUCGCUUCGUUACGGAUCUCAUGAAGAUUUUACCAAUGCGGAAGAUUCGAGGACUUGGCGGCAAACUUGGCAAGCAGCUCGAGAGUAUUUAUUCAAGUCUCGACUCCGGUGUUUCCGAACAAGGAGAAGGAGCUGAAGAAACAUUCAAGAAGCUGACCGCGCACACUUUCCUGCAGCACUGUGGACUGGCUGAGUUGACUAAGCACGUGGGUCAAGAAACGGCUGCGUAUGUUCACCGGAUCUGCCAGGGCAAUGACGAUAAUGAACCGGUGGAAGAGAAGAAGGUUCAAUUGAAAAUGUUCAGCUGCGUAAAGCAGUUCGACCAGCGCUCCGGGUCAGCAUUGGUGCGUGUGGAGCAGCUCGAGUACUGGGUACGGCUGCUAUGUGAGGAGGUGGUCGUGCGUUGCGAGGACGAGCGCAUCGAGAACAAGCGCUUUCCGUCGCAGUUAACCAUCCAGUUCAUUCGUGCUAAACCUGGAGAGAAGUCACGUACGUACAAACUAGGGAUCGCUCAGGACACGACGGUGGACGAGCUGUAUACAGCAGCGAUGAACGUGAUGAGGCUCCACUUGGACAGCAUGUUCCCCAUGUCGACACUGAUAAUGAACGCCAAGAACUUCCACGAUCUGGACUCACAAGCUGUGACCACCAUCUCGAGUUUCUUCACGCGGACUGCGGAGCAAGCAACGCAGCGCAUGGAGGAGGAAAUCAAACAGUUUGCUGCCAAACGGGACAGGGACAGAUCGCCCACGCGGAAGAGCAACAAGCAGAAGAUAUCAGCGUUCUUCGGGCCGUCAAGCAGCAUCUGCAACGGCGAUGACACAGAGGCAACGAUCAUCACUCCAUCAGUGUCUGCAACUGCGCACUCGGACAGUGGCAUCGAGGCCACUUCAACAUGCACAGAAACUGCUUCGACGUCCGAUCACUUUUGCGACGAGUGCAAGCGCGUCGUAUCGGAGCCUCGAGCCGAGCAUGCCGACUUCCACUUCGCGCUGAAGCUCAAUCAGACGCAGCGCAACGAGGCGAUGGCGAGUGCAGGAGCUUCGAGGAAAAAGGGGCCAUUAGAUGCAUUCCUACGGCGAUAGAGUGUUAAAAAGUAUGGCUAAAUGUGAAAUAUAGCUUUAUAGAAGAAAACCACAUGGAGUUUGUAAGAACUCUGUAGUAAAC
Molecule: messenger RNA, 2115 nt
Organism: Phytophthora nicotianae INRA-310
Lineage: Eukaryota; Oomycota; Peronosporomycetes; Peronosporales; Peronosporaceae
Exons: 2
Coding region: 330-2033 (567 amino acids)
Biological process (GO): error-prone translesion synthesis; response to radiation
Cellular component (GO): nucleus; site of double-strand break; replication fork
Molecular function (GO): damaged DNA binding; DNA-directed DNA polymerase activity
Source: RefSeq, a predicted model, not a curated record